This is a messenger RNA of Bombus pyrosoma, 3681 nucleotides long. RefSeq lists its product as uncharacterized. NCBI's taxonomy places the organism in Eukaryota, Metazoa, Arthropoda, Insecta, Hymenoptera, Apidae. The coding region runs from base 1506 to 3446 and encodes 646 amino acids. The transcript has 9 exons. The record is from RefSeq and is a predicted model, not a curated record.
AUGUAUGAAAAUAAUUUAACCUUCACCUUCGAAAUCGAUCUGUUUGUAAUUCGAUAACAAUAAAUAUUAGAUAUAAUUCGUGACUUGUUACGAUAGUUGUCAAUGUAGCGUCAACGAAUAUCAAAAGAUAUCUCUAUUUAUUUAACUGUGCGGAAGAUGCAAUCGUAAAAAUCCCAUCAAAGGUCGCUGUAUAUCUGAGGGACAAAGUAACUUAAAAUCUAUGCUGCAAUGCUUAUUUUUGCGAAAAGAAAUGUAUAAACAUAUAAAGUCUUUAAUUAUACUAAAAUUAAUACAAAACAUAAUAUAUAGAUAUAUUUACGUAUAUAAACUACAUAAUUACUAAUUUAAAUGUAAAGAAUGAACAAUUUUUUUAAAUAUUUAGAAUUAGAUUUAACAUGUAUCUGUCAGAUCAACUGCGAUUUCCGAAGGAUUAAAAAUAAAUAAUAAAGAAAGAAAUAUUACAGAAAUGACUAACUUAAAUCAACUGAUAUUAAAAACUAAUCACGUUUUAAAUAGAGAUAUGCACAUGUAAUAAAAUUACGAUAGAUACGACAAAACUUUAAGAGAGGUUAUUUUUAAUACAGUGAAAUCGAUUUUUAUAAAUUUUCAAUUAUUAUAAAUUUGGACAAAUAUGAUUACCGACUCAUUUUUUCCAAACAAACAAGUAUCGCUUCUUAAAGAUUUCUAUAUAAGACAUCAACGAUAUGAGAAACUUAUUACCUAUAUCGAAAUUAAAGGACAGGCGCUCAAAAUAUCGAUCGAUUAUUGUCGAAAUUAUCUGAAUCACCGGAAGAGCUAAUAGCUACACGCGGAUGUGACUCACGUUUAUAUGGAUUAAACGUGACCUACCGGAGAUAAAAAAGUAUUAUCAAUCGAGAACGAAUCUCUGAGAUGUCAUAUAUCUUAGUAAUUUUUCCGCGAACGAAACGCACGAUGUGAUUCUAAUCCAAUUACUGGCGUAUCUAAUUAUCAAUGUAAUCGGUAUAUUCGACCCUUACCACUGAGCUUAGCGUGCAGCAAUCUAUGUGUACAUUUCGCACAAACACACAGUAUUAUGAAAUGUUGUUAUAAACAUACGACGUCUUAGUCUCAGAGAUUCCAAGGCCAUUACGUAUUAUGAAUAGUGUUUUAUUUUGGUAUUUUUUUCAAAUCGUACGAGGAAUCUCGUUCUGCAUUAUACGAUUGAUUUAUUCCGAGCCGUGAGAAACUUGAGUUGUAGUAGACUUUUAAGCAAGGUCAAAGUAAUGACAGCUAUGUCACACUGUUUAAUUCCGUAUUGUUAAACAUGACUCACCAUCAAUAACAUUUUUGAUAUGAAAAACAACAGGGGACUAGAGGAGGGAGUUACAAUACUAUAGAAUUUUGUCAGCUGAAUUUUCAUUCAUGUACAACUUGCUCAAGAAGUCAAAUAUAAGUCCUUAUGCACCGGUUCAUCUAUAUAUAUAAUAUAUAUAUAUAUAAUUGAAAAAUUUAACCCUUCAAGAAUCAAAUAAAUAGACUACAAAAUGAAGAUACCGAACAUCCAUGUAUGCUUUCUGUUUUUCUGCAUAAUAUGGGGGACAAUGGGUAUAAAAUAUGAUACAACAUUGAUCGACGAAAUGCGAAAUAAGUUGUUGCAAUUGGAGAAAACAUUAGAGAGAGAUUUGUUUCACUCAAGGCUUCACGAGUUUGAAGAUGGUGGAAAGUACCUAUGGCUCAUAAAAAGUUUCAAGAAAUUCGGCGAUGAACUAGAACGAAACUUCUCGACCAAUGGUUAUGAAAAUUUAAAUGCAUUGAGUUCUAUUUGGUUAUGGGCUCGAACAGAAAACGAACUAAAAGGAAUAGAUGGUCUGUACCAAGUUUUUCGAACGAUGCAACAGGAGAUAGUCGGCAGAAAAAUUCCUCUCGAUAUACCGAAGCUGAGCGAUUUCUGGGAUAUAAUUCUACACGAUCCGAAUGCGUCAAUUGUACGCGCCCUCACUCGAAUCGGUGACCUGAUAGUGCACGAAAAAUUGUUCGUUUCGGCUUAUCAGGAAGCAGCUUCGCAAAUUUGUAAUGAAAAUCAGUCGCUUCAGCAAUUGCUCUAUAAUUUAUAUACAACGGUAACCCUAACGGAAAUCAAGGGUUACGGUAUGAUCCAAUUCUCUUAUAAGCUGCUGCGGCUUUAUAACCCAGGUACUAAUUUCACUGAAGAAAUGGAAGUGGUGAAGCAACAGUAUGAGACGAGAACGAUGGAAACUCUGCGGGCUGUUAAAACAGCCAUGGCGUUUGCUCCACGACAACUCUGGAGAUGUGAUGCGAGAUUACAUAAAUUAGAUGAAACAUACACCAAAUUAACACAGUUGUUCCAAGGAUACAUUGUGAACGAAGUAGAUUUAAACAAGGACUCGAGUUGCAGAGAAAAUUGUGCUUAUUACGAAUAUUCGAAAGUUUAUGGAUGUUACAAAAAUCAAUUUUGCUCCCAACAGCGCAAAUGUAACGGUCGAAUACUAAAAUGCGAAUAUAUUGAUUCCGAUAUGUGGAUUUGUCCUUCGAUACAGGAAAGUGAUCGAAGAUACGAAUACAUAGAAUAUGAAAAUGGUCGACUGUUCGGACAAAAAAAAAAAAAUACUUGCCAGAGAGGAACAACCAAAGUAGAUAGCUGGUGGCGUUGGUUAUUCUGGCACUGUAGCUAUUGUUUUUGUUACUGUGAUGACAAUAAUGUAAACUCUGAUCGAUACUUCAGCUUAAGGGAAGUUGUAUCUGAUGUAGCAAACAAUAAAGUCGUGACGGGCAUCCGGUUCAAGAAAAUGAAGCAAAUAAUACAUAUGCAGAUACAGGAAGGUGAAUUGAUGCCACAUGGAUACAUUAAUAAAUCCUCUAUACGGUGGAAACCAAUAGAAGAGUUCAGUGUAUUAGAUAACAACGUUAAAAAUGGUGUUGACUAUCACACAUUAUCAUGGGAAAAAAGGGGGUUAGAUUUAGAUGAUCUAGUCCUUGAUGACAAUUUGCUUUUGACAGGACUCAAGUUCCGAAUGAUUGGUUCACGAUUAAACUUAGAAGCAAGAAUGACAUCUUUCAAUUUCACGACUGGGAAAUUAAUAAAACCGCUAGAGAGGAGUUUCUGGAUUAGUCAUGAUAGAACCAAUAGAACUGAAGUGACAUUUGAGAAUCCUGAUAUACCAACUCGAUUACCUCUUCUAGCACUACCAGACUCGAAACCAUUCCAAUACCUGAAUUUUGCACCAAGUGAUCAAAAAAGUGACGUUGCUCAAAACACAAUACCAUUCAUUGAUAUUCAACCAGUAGAAUCAAAUCCACCAGUUCCAAUUGCAGGUGCCGGAAUUUUUCAUAAAGGCCGAUCAGGAUCGGGUGGAUUUAUAGCAAUGAGAUUGAUUACGUAUGAUUUUAGUAAACAUUUACAAGUUGAUUUAUCUCCUUCUGCAGAUACAGUUAUUGAUGCUCCAAAUGAAAUAAGAGUAGUAUGAAUGUAAUUUAUGCGCGUAUUACUAAGAUAUAGUUCGUAACUAUCUUUUGUGUUUUAUUUCUACUUUCAUAUGUCUUUCAUUAAUUUACAUUUAAAUCUGAUAAGUAUGAUUUAUAAAAUUGAUUAUAUAUCAAUAAUAACUCCCUUUUUUAGAAACAAUUCUCCAUUAAACAAUUGUUUUUUGUGCCAUCUUAGCAUGUAUAAUUGUUUUAAAACAACAUAUCACAAAAGUUAAA